This is a messenger RNA of Penicillium nucicola, 735 nucleotides long. RefSeq lists its product as uncharacterized. The record is from RefSeq and is a predicted model, not a curated record. The coding region runs from base 1 to 735 and encodes 244 amino acids. The transcript has 3 exons. NCBI's taxonomy places the organism in Eukaryota, Fungi, Ascomycota, Eurotiomycetes, Eurotiales, Aspergillaceae.
AUGGUCUCCACGCGACACCAUCCUCGCGAAUUCCCCUCGCCCGAGCGCGCCGCGAAAGACCUCGUCAAAUCACCAGCAACGACCAACCCCAAUUCGCGUAAAUGGGUUCACACCCCCUCAGCGGCGCUGACCAUCUGGCUUGUCGUCUCCGUGCCCCUGGUCGCGUGGGACGCAGGUUAUGUGAUGUUGCGACCGCAUAGCAUGCCCGGCGGGCGUCUCCAUUCCCCCAUCUGGGCACCUUACGCGCUGUACGGCAAGAUCGAUUAUAUCUACGGUUGGCCGGCCUACAAUGCGCGCAAUGGAUUUACUGCGGCGCAGACUAUUUUAAAUAUCAUCGAGACCAUCGGUUAUAUCUUCUAUCUCUGGGUUGUUUACAACUAUGGCGCGACUGUUGUCAGCAGUCGUGGACAGAGGGUCAAGAAGGAUCUGUUGUGGUUUCUGAAGGGGGAUAAGGUUGUAGCUGGGAGAAUUGGGGCCUUUGCGCUCGUGGUGGCUUACUCUAUGUCUGUUAUGACUUUGAGCAAGACGAUUCUCUAUUGGCUCAAUGAGUUCUGCUCGGGCUUUGAGAACAUUGGCCACAAUACGCCGCUUGAUCUUGUGCUCUAUUGGAUAAUUCCUAACGGCGCAUGGAUUGUCUUCCCCGCCUAUAACAUCUAUACCCUCGGCGCUGAAGUUCUGAAUGCUCUUGAGCUCGCGACUCCGCGUCAAAAGGUCGGAAGACCCAAAUCCACCUAG